This is a messenger RNA of Botrytis sinoallii, 2423 nucleotides long. RefSeq lists its product as uncharacterized. Gene Ontology annotation, cellular component: extracellular region; cell surface. Gene Ontology annotation, molecular function: beta-glucosidase activity. NCBI's taxonomy places the organism in Eukaryota, Fungi, Ascomycota, Leotiomycetes, Helotiales, Sclerotiniaceae. The record is from RefSeq and is a predicted model, not a curated record. Gene Ontology annotation, biological process: glucan catabolic process. The transcript is spliced from 3 exons. Bases 930 to 2183 code for a protein of 417 amino acids.
GGUCUCGAACUUCUACAUGCAGAAUCGACAAUCAAAUAGUCCCUUGAGCUUUGUGUCUGGUAUUUCGUGCUGGAUUUCUCUUCAAAUCGCGAGAGUAUAAUUCAUGUCGGGCUAUGGUGAUUUCUCACGUCUGCCGUUGAGCGGAUGGCAAUCCAUUUCCAAGUUGAGCUGGCUUCGUUCAAUAAAGACGGAGAAAACUAUAUUGGUAGGCGAACCUCUAGUGAAAGAGCUGACCAAAGAUCCUCGGAGUCUCAAAAAGAAUGAUUUAGGUCGAAUCCGCAGCUUGGUAGUCUUGAAACAUACCAUUUCAAGCGAAAUUGGAAGGAUUCUGGAUUCUUUACUCCUUACAUCUGACCAGACAAUUCGCUUCAUGGGCAUCACGCUGAAGGAACAUUUGCCCUGCCAUACUCAUCUCCUUCGUCUUUGAGUUUACGAUGUUUAAACGUCUAUUUAAACUUUGCGGGAAUGUCAUGAAACUUCAAUAUGACACUGCCCCAAAACAAGUUCAUGGCCGGACGGACGGGACACAAAGACGGCCCUUUUUGUGUACUCCUUACUUGAUCUUAUGAUUAGUCACUGUGACUAUCGAGGUGUAAUUUAACGUUAUGAUGGAACGCUGUGAUUAUUAAGGGCAACUAGUGUGCCGAAAGGAACCUACCCUUCAAAUGAAUAGUUCUGCAAUAUCUUAUAAGAGGCAUCAUGCACGGGGUUGUCCUCUAUCAUCUCAAGUCCUUUGUGGCAGUUACUUUCAUUUGGCCACGCGCCGUUUUCCAAAAUUUCCACACUCUUUUGCAAAUUUCCUUUACGUUCUUUUUUUUUAUAGUGAAUCUGGAACCGAGGUGUAUCAACUCUCUUUUCCCAUUUCCCAUAUACCUUUCAUAACUCCUAUCUGCAAUUCGGAAUAACGUUCUCUACUCCAUUACCUCGAUAUGUACAUUUCAACACUUCUUACUGCCUUCCUGGCUAGCACAGUUGGCGCUUGGAUGCCAGGUGGUGAGAAAGAUCUCCGUUCAGAAGAUGGAGUAUCUCUCUUCAACCCAGAAGCGAAACAUCCCACAGCCCGUCGCUGGACUCCAGCAUCCGGCAAGAUUCGAGGUGUGAAUCUCGGAUCUCUUUUCGUCUUCGAGCCAUGGAUUGCUGAAACCGCAUGGUCAGCUAUGGGUUGCGGUCCAUACCAGUCUGAAUUCGAUUGCGUGGCUGGUUUGGGACAAGCAAAAGCUAAUGCUGCAUUUCAAAAUCAUUGGAAGACUUGGAUCAAUGCUAAUGAUAUUGCACAAAUGGCAAGCUUCGGUAUCAACACAAUUAGAAUCCCAGUCGGAUAUUGGAUGAUGGAAAGUUUGGUUUAUGCCGAUAGUGAACACUUUCCUCAAGGCGGUUUCCAGUAUCUUGAGAGUAUUUGCAACACGGCUGCUAAUGCCGGAUUCUUCAUCAUUAUCGAUAUGCAUGGAGCUCCUGGAGCGCAAGUUGCAAGUAAUCCGGAUUCAGGACAAUAUGCCUCGACUCCCGGUUUCUAUGCUGAUUAUCAAUAUGCUCGUGGAGUACAAUUCCUCUCUUGGCUCACAACAAAUAUUCACAAAAACCCUGCUUUCAGAAAUGUUGGCAUGAUUGGUAUUGUGAACGAACCAGUGCAAGAUGCUGGCCAGGCUGCGGGUAUGAUUUCGCAGUUUUAUCCCGCGGCAUACAAGGCCAUUCGAGCUGCUGAAUCAGCGGCAGGUGUACAGCCGAACAAUUUCUUGCAUGUUCAGGCUAUGGAUCAAGGAUGGGGCUCUGGAGAUCCAAACGCUGGACUGGCUGGGGGUGUUUCUUUGGCUUACGACGAGCACCGCUACCUUAAAUGGUCUAACGUGGCCGUCUCCCAAACCGCCUACCUCCAAUCUUCUUGCACAUAUAAUCCUAUUUCCAGCACCGGUGGCCCGACAGUCGUAGGAGAGUUUUCUCUUUCUCCUCCUGACAACGUACAAGAUACAGCGGGCUGGACGACAUCUACUCAAGGUGCAUUUUACAAAAAAUGGUUCGAGGCACAAGUCAUGGGAUAUGAGAAUCACGCAUUGGGAUGGAUUUUCUGGACUUGGAAGGCACAGUUGAAUGAUUACCGUUGGAGUUAUUUGGAUGCGGUAAACGCGGGAGUUAUUCCAAAGGAUUUGAAUAGUGUGGCUGGAAGUGGUGCUUGUAACGGUUUCUAGAGAGGAGAGAGUAAAAGAAAGGGGGAUACGGCGGAUUUUUUGAAUGGCGUUGGAAAGUUGAAAUCGUAUUCAAGGGGCGGGGUUGGUGCAUUUCGAGGGGAAGAAUUUUGCGAUCGCAUUUCCGUGUGAAAUAGCUUCAUGAUACUCCGUACAUCUUGAGUCGCUCGAAGUUUACAAAUUCUUGAUAAUAUCAUAAUCAUUGAUACCUUUUUAGUAAUUCAUACAACCAAUUCCAUUCAU